Messenger RNA from Zea mays, 1222 nucleotides. Its product is annotated as aldehyde dehydrogenase family 7 member A1. Lineage: Eukaryota; Viridiplantae; Streptophyta; Magnoliopsida; Poales; Poaceae. Gene Ontology annotation, molecular function: aldehyde dehydrogenase (NAD+) activity. The coding region runs from base 669 to 1034 and encodes 121 amino acids. The transcript has 6 exons. The record is from RefSeq and is a predicted model, not a curated record.
GGCCGUCACCCUUGCCCGCCAUUAACUGCCUCUCCUCCCUAGCCCAUCCGCGCGCCGUCGUCUCCUCCCCAGCCGGGCGGCCGCGUGCCGUCCCGUCCCCAGCCCAUCCGCGCGCCGUCGUCUCCUCCCCAGUCGACCGGCCACGCGCCGUCCCGUCCCCAGCCAGCCACGCGCGCAGUCCGUCGUCCCGUCCCCAGCCACACGCGCGCAGUCUCCUCCCCAGCCACACGCGCGCAGUCCGCCGUCCCGUCCCCAGCCACGCACGUCUAAUGGUUCAGCAACAAGUUAGUGCAAGAUUUGGUAAAUGCCUUCUUGAACUUAGCGGAAACAAUGCCACCAUUGUUAUGGAUGAUGCAGAUAUCCAGCUAGAUGUGCGAUCUGUCUUGUUCGCUGCUGUUGGUACAGCAGGACAACGCUGCACUACAUGUCAUAGGCUGAUUCUUCAUGAGAAUAUAUAUCAAACCUUCCUUGAUCAGCUUGUUGAGGUAUACAAACAAGUCCGAAUUGGGGAUCCGUUGGAGAAAGGCACCUUACUGGGACCACUGCACACUCCUGCUUCAAAAGAGAACUUUUUAAAAGGCAUUCAGACUAUCAAAUCUUAGGGAGGGAAAAUCCUUUUUGGAGGAUCUGCCAUUGAAUCAGAAGGAAACUUUGUGCAACCAACAAUUAUGGAAAUUACACGUUCUGCACCAGUUGUGAAAGAAGAACUCUUUGGUCCUGUCCUUUAUGUUAUGAAAUUUCAGACCUUGAAGGAAGCAAUUGAAAUCAAUAACUCUGUUCCUCAAGGAUUGAGCAGUUCUAUAUUUACAAAGAGGCCAAAUAUUAUUUUUAAGUGGCUCGGGCCCCAUGGUAGUGAUUGUGGUAUAGUGAAUGUGAACAUACCUACUAAUGGUGCUGAAAUUGGUGGAGCAUUUGGUGGAGAAAAAGCAGCUGGUGGUGGACGAGAAGCAGGGAGUGAUUCCUGGAAGCAGUACAUGAGGAGGGCGACUUGGAGGGAGGUCCUAGAGGUAGUAAGUCACUUGUUUACUCCAUGAUGACAAUAGCAAGCAGAUCACGGUGGUGCCUAUGGAUGCUACAACAAGAAAGAUCAAAAGUUCUUUUGGAUGGAUGCAGCUAGAUAUUUUGUUUUGUAUUUUCUCCAAAAGAGAAAUUUGCAACGUUGUGAAUGAUAUUAUAAUUGUGAUGCUUUUGUGAAUAUAUAAUUGUGGUGCUUUUGUGUUUA